Messenger RNA from Stylonychia lemnae, 1155 nucleotides. The record is from the annotation of a GenBank genome assembly. NCBI's taxonomy places the organism in Eukaryota, Ciliophora, Spirotrichea, Sporadotrichida, Oxytrichidae.
AUGCUCUCUCCAGGCAAGAUACAAGGUGGGCUGCACUUAAAGGAAAGACGAGAGUACGCCUCUUUAACUUCAGGGUUAAUUUCAAUUGUGGGCAUAAUUUUCUGUUUCGUGAUGAUAUGCAUCGCACUUAACGACUGUUUCUAAAAAAAAUAUAUGGAGUCUGAUGUUGAGCAAGGGUCCUUCAGUUUCGAUAAACUUUAAUAACUAGAUAAAUUGAUUGAAAGACUUGACAUCCUAUCUGAAGUCACAACAACUGAUGCUGAUUUCUGCAAAACUCAAACUCAUUCUGGUUACUUGCUCAAAGGAGGAACCUAUCUUAAAUUAGAUGUUGAAUGCUCUCUAAUAGGUUAAUCUCUAACAUACUAUAAAUACAACGUAAAAUUCGCAGCAAGUCAGGAAAAAGGUGGUGAGAUGAUUGAUGAAACCUGGAUACUAGACCUUAGCUUCACUUGCGACCCUUUAUCAAAAUGCAAAAAUGACCCUGCUCUUAGUUACAACAUCUACCUUAAUGAUUACUAUCUGAAUAAUGAUAAUGAGAUCUACAAGGAUAGACAGAAAUUCGAAUCAAAUAAGGACGGUACUGCUCUUUUCUACAGAGCCAAGCCUGUGCAAGUCAAAACUACCUCCUCAUUAUUUAGUCGUGAUCCCACCUAUGAUAGAGACUUGUAUUUUAGCAGUGACCUGGAUUAUACUCAAGACUAAUCUCUCGAUGAUUAUACUUUCUAGGUAAAGAUAACCUAGACUGAUCAGACUUAAUUGUGGACAACUGUAUAGAAAUAUCCAAGAAGUUUCGCUUACUGUAUGGUAUAGAUUGGCGGCUACAUCGGAUUCUUUGGAAUAUUCGUCUGUUUCAUCAAACUUAUGAACUAUUUCAGUUUCUAAAAGGAGCUCACCAGACUCCACAUGAGGUCAUUGAACUAUGAUAUCGCCUAGAAGCCAAGUUAAAAAGACAUGCCAGAGAAUAUUUAUACUUAUGAAAACUUCAUCGAAAUGAAAAACUUUAUGGAUAGGUUGAAGAAGAUACCAGAGAUCUAAAAGUUCUUAGACGAUGAAAAGGGAGAGAAAAAUCACUUGAAUCAGUACCUAGAUGAUGGAGAACUCAGACUUUACAGAAAAAGCACUCUUGGAAGAAGCUCAGUUAGAUCUCUAGAGUGA